UCCAGAGUUCUGGACAAGAUUAUAAAUGAAUGAAUCAAGCAAAGAGUUGGUGUUAUACCACAAAGAUCAUCUAGGAAUGAUCCCUCUCCAGAUUCUUUAACGCCAUAAGAGUGUGUAAGUACUCGGCAGAGGCCACGGUGCUGGGGGAUAUUCUGGAUAUUACAAAAACACAUUUGAGGGCAUUCCUCCCUUCCAAGGAUCUUUCUUAAAAUGUAAGUACUGUUAAAUUCCUCUUUAUUUGACUUUUUUUCCCCCCUUAGAUUAAAUUGCUUUCAAACUCAAAGUCUAUUUAAGUCUUUGGUUUUAAUCAUUGUCAAAUCUGAGUGUCUACUGCUCAUUUUUUGUUUGUUUUUUGUUUUUUGUUCUGGGACUAAGAAUCUGUCUUUGACGUCAUAGCUGUUUCAUAGCAACCUUGACCCAAGUGAAUGAUGAGCUCUUCUGUUCUGUGGAGGUAAGGGAGUAGGCCGAGAGGUGGGCAGGAUUAUGUAUCCCCCCCCAAAAAAAUACCUUCAGUGCCCUUGGGAGGGAAGAGUGUCUAGAAUGGGGAGAGGGGCUGUAUUGGGUAUCGCCCCUCUUGCGGAUAAACAUUUGGAUUCUAAAAGGGCAGCUCGGUCCUUGUCUUCAUGAAUUUUUCAUUUCUAUUUAAAAUUCCUUACCUGUGAACAGUGUUUCACACUUUACAAAGUGUUUUCAUGCACAGUUUAUCAUUUAUUGCCCAAAGUGACCCUCCUGAAGUAGGCCAGGUGGUCUUAAUUUACAAAGGAGGAAAUAGAAAUUCAGGAAGGAUUGAUCACUUGUCUUCCAGUCCAUAGUUCUUAAUUCUUUUUUACAGAAGGGUCUAGGAGCCUUUGAAGUCAAUAAUAACUUAAUGCAAGGUAAUCCUCUUUUAUUUAUUUAUUUUUUUAGACCUGGUAUUUGAUUUCUUGGCCAGAUUUAACUGGGGUUUCGAAGCCCUUUAAUUUGGAUCCUACAGUUCGGAGAGGGGAGGCAGGGGUGAGGAAGAAUAGCUUUGCUAUGCAUUUGAAGUAAUUUGGACAUUGACUUCAGAAGCUGAAAUCUCUUCCAUCUUUGUCUUCCCGAGAGGGUGGAUUUAAGUUCAUUACAAGGGCGUGGACAGAAUGAGGACUGGUGAGGUAGUCACCGACAAGCAAGAGCUAGUAAAGCAGCAACGUGGUGACUUUUUCCCUGCCUGUGGCCUCAUCUGUUCAUAAGGACUGGAUUUGUGUUGAUCAAGUUGCAGCGUUUCAUUGACAACGGGUGCAUCCUGUGUUUUGACGCUGAAGGAGAGCUUGUGUCAAGGGAAUGAAGUGACGCCAUAGAGGAUUCACCUGGGACACUUCGGGUGCCGGCUGACGGAGGUGAGACAUGAGGACCUCGGCCGCUGGUUUCCUCCUCGGGAGCCUGGUGUUGGCCUUUAGUCUGCCUUUGGUGGUGACUUUACCAAAAACACUGGCCAUCCCAAAGAAACUGCAGCAAGCCGUGGGGAAGGUUAUUGUCAAUGCCACCAGCUGCACGGUCACCUGUGGCCUUGGCUAUAAGGAGGAGACCGUCUGCGAGGUGGGCCCUGAUGGCGUGAGAAGGAAGUGUAUGUCUCAGCGCUUAGAAUGUCUGACCAACUGGAUCUGUGGGAUGCUCCAUUUCACCGUUCUCAUAGGGAAGGAAUUCGAGCUGAGCUGCCUGAGUUCAGACAUCCUGGAGGUGGGGAGGGAAGCUUUCCGGUUCACCUGGCGACUUGCUCGCGGUAUCAUCUCAACUGAUGAUGAAAUCUUCAAACCCUUCCGGGCCAGCUCGCACUUCGUGAGGUUUGAGUCUAUUCAGGAGUAUGACUCUGGGACAUACCGGUGUGAUGUGCAGCUGUUAAGAAACUUGAGGUUUGUCAAGAGGCUCUAUUUUGGGCUGCGGGUCCUUCCUCCUAACUUGGUGAACCUGAAUUUCCAUCAGUCCCUUACUGAGCAUCAGAAGUUAGUCGAUAAGGGCCUGGAAGUGAAUCUGGACAAUGGUUCUAAGCCUCACGGCCCAUGGAAAAAGAAGGUGGCUGUAGCUUUGGGAAUAGGGAUUACCAGUGGAGUGGCUGGUGGUGUGUUGGUGAUCAUUGCCCUGGGCAGUGGGCUGAGGCUGAUCUAUAGCAGUACCGGCCUUGAGUCCUUCAGAGCCUCCCUCCAGAAAGGCUGGCCGCCCAGGAACCUGCUGGGCCCGUUCAGGAAGCCAGGCUAGCUUUUUAAAGGAGUAUCUGGUGGUCUGAUUGUGGCCUGGCUAGGAGGGAGGGCUUCCACCGCCAAAGGAGUGAGAGGGGCACAUGGAGAGGGGCAACAUCAUGGUAGCACGAUGGGCAGUACUCCAGAUGGAUCUCUUCCUGAUCUUCCUGCCACUAGGCCCCCAGAAAGCCUAACCGUAGGCACCGCCACUGCUCCUGGGAAGAGUUCUAGCUUCCGGGUUUGCAUUCACUAUCUCUUACAACUUGAUACCUCUCCACCUCUGUCCCUUCUGAGCAGUAUAAUCACAUAGAAGGACGUGUUAAUAGCUUUUCUAGUGGAAACCUUUUUUUCCUCUUCAAUAAAAAUCAUUCAUAGUAGCUGCGUGGAGACUAAACCUUCUCUACUCUUUAGUUAAAAAUCUCUUGCAUCUGUUUAAAUUGUCCCAUGAUCUGUCUAGCUUUCCUUUUCCUCCGAUUUCUUAGAAGAGACAUUGCACACACUGCUUUGUAGGAGGGCAUAUGCCCUCUUGUGGCGGAGCCAGGGCUGUUAGUAAUGACAUCUGACCUGGGUAUGUUAACAGUCACUAAAUGUUAAUAAGUUGUCUGCCUCUUCUGUACUCCCUGGGCGAACCCUCUGUGUGUGGUGUUAAAUUGAUUCCUGGUGGAACACUGGAUUCUUCACGUCUGGUAGGUUUCCCCUGAACAGUUCCUCGACUAGCUCCCUGCUCCUAUCCUCCUUGCUCUUCCAAUGCCCUGAAGCAUGUGUUCCUGGAGAAUCAAGUGUAUUAGUUUCUUCAAGCAGCCAAGGCUGCCCAAGGAAGGACUAAGACCUUCCUACCUCCAUAGGAAAUCAGUCCUAAGACCCUCAGGGGCCAUUCAGACUGUGUGAGAUGAUAAUUGGCUUAUGGGAUUGUCAGGGAAAAGGCUCUUGGCCACCAGCUGAGCUAAUUCUGAGAAUUUGGAGCAUUUCUUCCCCUUACUUUUUCUCUAGCUGCAGACGUGGGGUAGAUGUGAAGACUUGGACUCUAGUGGUCCUUUCUCUGUGUGUCUGAAUCACCCGGAUGAGCUUUUAAAGAAUGAGGUUCCUGAGCCCCAACCCCGAGGAUCCUAAUAACUCAGUUUAAAUUAUGGCUAAUGGCUCUCUAUUAUUCUACUGUUAAAAAUAAUUUCAGGGGCGCCUGGCUGGCUCAGUUGGAGUGUGCGACUCCUGAUCUCGGGGUUGAGUUCGACCCCCUAUGUUGGGCGUAGAACUUAAUUAAAAAAGCAGUUAAGAUAAUUUCAACCCAUAGAAAAGUGGAAAGAAAAAUUUGAUGACAACCCAUAGAUCCUCUACUUAGAUUCACCAGUUGUGAAUGUUUUUCUACGUUUAUCUUUCUCUAAAUAGAUGCUGAUUUUACUGAACCACUUGUGAGUUAGUCACAGACUUUGUGACCCUUUACUCCAAAAUCACGUACGCAUCUGCUAAUAAAGACGUUCUCCUGUAGGACGACAGUAUCUUCAU
This is a messenger RNA of Mirounga angustirostris (Northern elephant seal), 3695 nucleotides long. It is a transcript of the gene TMEM81, whose product is annotated as transmembrane protein 81. The coding region runs from base 1366 to 2214 and encodes 282 amino acids. Lineage: Eukaryota; Metazoa; Chordata; Mammalia; Carnivora; Phocidae. The transcript has a single exon. The record is from RefSeq and is a predicted model, not a curated record.